Clarias gariepinus (North African catfish) is the source of this 2969-nucleotide messenger RNA. RefSeq names its product RIC8 guanine nucleotide exchange factor B (gene ric8b). NCBI's taxonomy places the organism in Eukaryota, Metazoa, Chordata, Actinopteri, Siluriformes, Clariidae. Bases 116 to 1726 code for a protein of 536 amino acids. Gene Ontology annotation, cellular component: cytoplasm; plasma membrane. The record is from RefSeq and is a predicted model, not a curated record. Gene Ontology annotation, molecular function: G-protein alpha-subunit binding; guanyl-nucleotide exchange factor activity. The transcript has 10 exons. Gene Ontology annotation, biological process: G protein-coupled receptor signaling pathway.
UGAAAAGUUGAAAAGAGAGGUUUGUGGAGGCUGAACCAAAACAAUCAGCUGCUGCUUGUGUGUAAGACUUCAGUUGAUGAUUUGUUGAUCGGUUGUAGCCGAGGUACUUCCAGCUAUGGAUCUGAGCGGAAUUCUGAUGCAGAUUGAAAACGGGAACGAUGAGGAAGUCGAAAAGCGUUUGCAGAAAUAUAACGCAGAGAACUGUAAGACAUUUGCCUUUGACAGCAAACAAGAGGAGGCUCGAAAAAAUCUGUGUCAGGGCAUACUCUCAGUGCUUAACCAGCCUGUGCAGCCCCAAUGUCAGAGCACCUGUCUGGAGACCAUGCGCAUCCUGUCUCGUGAUAAGCGUGUCCUUGGGCCUGUGGGCACCCAUGACGGCAUCGUCACUCUUGCCCGUCUGGCGCGCAUUCCGGUGCCUGAUGUCGACGUGAAACCUCUGCAGAAAAUAUCGACGGCUGAGGAGCGGGUAGUGGUGGAGGCGCUCAAAUGUCUGUGUAACGUGGUGUUUAACAGCGUGCCAGCACAGCAGAUUGGUGCAGACGUGCAGCUGGCGCAGGGUUUGUGUAACUAUCUGCGCUCACUGACUUCCAUCCGUCAUGAUGUGGAGCUCUUCUCUUUGCGUUUGCUCUUCCUGCUCUCUGCCCUGAGGGUGGACAUCCGGAGAGUCCUGCAGCAGGAUUCAGACGCUGUGGAGCUGCUCACUGGUCUACUCGAGCGCGCGUUGGACGUGCGAUGGGUGGGGCCGUACGAAGUCGCGUGUCCUGACCCACAGGCCCCACCCAUUUCCCUGGAGAGGAACGAUCGGGCAAUGGAGUCACUCAAAGCUCUGUUUAACAUCACCAUGGGUGAUUCAAGUGAUGAGCAUCAUGAUCACCAGCUGAGGCGUAUAGUAGCCAUACUGCGUCAUUAUCUAAUGCUGAGGGUUCAGACUGAGGAGAAAACCGAGGAAGCUCACAGUCAUGCCAUAAAUCUUCUAAGCAACCUUCCCGUAUCCUGCCUGGAUGUACUGAUCGAUGUGCCUGCACAUGGUGGACUUAAGGAAUAUGGUGGGAAGAACAUGGACGUCCUGCAGGUGCUUCUGGACUUCAUGGAGAAAAGAAUAGACGGGGGGUCAAACUACAGAGAAGGUCUGACUCCAGUGUUAAGCCUGAUGACGGAAAGUUCCAGAUACCACAGGGAGAUUCGCAGAUAUUUCAAAGCUAAGGUUUUACCACCUCUUAAAGAUGUGAAAGUGAGACCAGAAAUUGGCAGCACAGUCCGCAACAAACUGGUGCGCCUCAUGACUCACAUAGACAUGGGGGUAAAACAGGGGGCUGCGGAGUUCCUUUUUGUCCUCUGCAAGGAAAGUGUGGACAAUCUUUUAAAGUACACUGGAUAUGGCAACGCUGCAGGGCUGCUGGUGGCUCGGGGGCUGCUGGCAGGGGGCAGAGGAGACACUGAGUACUCUCCUGAUGAGGAUUCAGACACUGAGGAGUACAAAUCAGCGAAACCAUUCAUUAACCCGAUUACAGGACAUAUAGAGGAGCCGAUGCCGAACCCUAUUGAGGACAUGACCGAGGAACAAAAGGAAUACGAAGCUCAGAAACUUGUAAACAUGAUCGGCGAGUUGUCAAGGCAACAACUGAUCAGGCCAAUGGGAGUGAGGAAGGAUGGCACACUAGCUCCCCUAGAGGAAGCGAUACACAAAUGCAACAUUCCAAAAAAUAGUGAUUCAGACUCUGAUUAAGACCCAACUCACACACUCGCACGCUCACUCACUGAACUGCCACAAAGUCAGCACUCCAUAAAAAAAGGAAAAAAAUAGAACUAGAUUGUGUUAGAAACAGUUUGCGUGUGCCUGUUUGAUUUCUGAGUCUGUCAGACAUGUCCGAAUAAGAGUGGAGUCUCAGUUUAGUGAACAUGUAAAUCACACAGGCACAGACUUUAUUUUUGGUGUUAUCUACCACAAACAUGACAGUGGUUUGAUCUGAGAUUUGGAUUUCUGAGAUUUGCUCUGAGACGUCACUCACAACCAGAAAUUAAUAACUACUAAUGAAACCAAUAGUAAGCCUCUUUUAUUAUCUCUAAAACCAAACCGGUACAAAUGAAUGUUUGUUCACAUUUUCUUUUUGUGCUGCAUUCACUGAGUUUCUCACUGAUGCGCAGGACAAGGCUAGUAAAAGAAUCAGAUGGAAUCCACAUCACUUUCAGAUCAUAAGCAAUAUUGUCAGUUUGUAAUUUUGCUUUACUUUUGGUAAUCAUUCCUGACCUUAUUGCAGAAGAUGCUGAAUGUUAGACUGUUAAAAUUAUUUUGUAGGGGUAAAUAGGAUGACCACAUUGGUGUAUUUCUCUUUAUUGAAGCUAGGUGAGAAGUAACAUGCAGCAAGAAGCAGAUUGUAGUUAAAUGACUAAAGGAAAUGUUUGGAAAUUGUUUAAUGUCUUAUAUCACUAGUAUGGCUUUAAUGAUACAGGAACACGCACGUAAACACACAGUCUUUAUAAGUCUAGCAUGAUGUCACUGCUUCAAUAUUACAUUUGGACAAUCGUAUUAAGAAACUUUUUUUUUUUUCUUCCCCGUAGAAGAUUAAGCUGUAAAGUGAUUUUUUUUUCUUUUAAUUUUAUUUCAAUGAAUACUUACAGAAGCGACUAUGACUUGAAUAAUACUCAUUUUAUAUAUUAUUAUUAUUAUUAUUAACUAAAGUGGAUUUGUUAAUAAUACUUAAAAGAAUGCUAGAAUCACAUGCCUAUUUUUUUUAAAUCGAUUUAAUAAAUUUAAAUCGUGUCACUAUUUACAGUUUAACGAAUUUAUAAGGCAAUUCCUUGUGAGUCAGCCCCAACAUUGUUUCAAACCAUACUGAUUCACUACUGCUUAAAGAAACUCCUCUCAUACUGACUAAACAUUUACAGUACGUAUAAAAUUAAGCAGUUAAGUCCAGGGCUGAGCAUUGAAAACCACAAAGAGGCAUGAAAGUGAUGAAACUUAGAAAGAA